AUGCCGCUGACAACUUCUCUCGCCGCAGUCUGGGCUGAGGCUUGGAUAAUCGCCGUUACGUCCAGCGUUGAACCAGGCUGUCAGAACGGAUACAUCACAUUCGAGGUCAUCACGGGUUCAGUGUACAGUGCACCGUCGGACACGAUCGAGCUGAAGCCCGGCACGCUGCAGCUCACCGAGUGUCUGAACCACUGCAAGAGAAACGCCACCUGCCAGUCCAUCAACUUCGAGACGGGACUGUGCGUGCUCUUCACGUCGAGCGCCACCGAGAGGCCGGCCUCCCUGGCCGUCUCCCAGUUCCCGGUCUUUACGCUCUACGCCCAGAAGAUCUGUUUAUUCGGCAAACGGCGAUGCCGCCGCGACUGGAUGUUCGAGCGCGUCACGGGUUACGAGCUCAGGGACCUGGCGAGGAAGACCCUCCGAGCAUCGUCGAGGGAACAGUGCAUGGACCUGUGUUUGGACGAGCCCGAGUUCGAGUGUCGGUCGGCCAACUACGAGCCUUCAUCGGGAGACUGCGCCCUCAGCGACAUGGACCGACAUUCGGUGGUUGGCGACCGCUACUUUGUGCCUUCGUCCGAAACCAACGAGUACCUCGAAAGCAAUUGCGUUGACGAUCCAGUCCGCCUGUGCGAGUUCCGCAGUGUGAACGGCAAGAUCCUGAAGACCGUGGACGCCGUCUUCCAGAACAUCACGACGCUCGAGGAUUGUCGUCGCGUGUGCCUGCACGUGCCGUACCGCUGCCACUCCUUCGACAUGGGCGACCCGGCCAACAGCGUGUGCCGCAUCAGCCACCACGCCAGGGCCUCGCUCUCGCACAUCGACAGCCCGUACCUGGAGAUACCGGGGGCCACCACCAACGAACUGGCCGCCUGCUACAACGUGACCAUCCAGUGCAAGGCUCGGGAAAUGGUGGCCAAGGUGAAGACCAGCAAGGUCUUCAACGGCAAGGUGUACGCCAAGGCUAGGCCCAACUCAUGCGUCACGGACGUGGUCAACAGCCUCGACUUCCAGAUUCGGAUGGCCUACCACGAACUCGAGUGCGACAUCAAACAGGAGAGCCUGGGCCAGUUCUCGACCGACAUCGUGAUCCAGCACCACGACAUGAUCGUGACCAAUCAGGACCUGGGCCUCUCGGUCCACUGCCAGUACGACCUCACCAACCGCAGCGUUUCCAACGGGGUCCAACUGGAGGUCGACGGUCGCGAAGUGGAGACAUCUCAGAGUCAGCUAGCAACAGUGAGCUCCCCCAACGUCACCAUGAGGAUCACAGACCGUUUCGGAGAAGACGUGUUCACAGCGGAGGUUGGAGAUCCACUGGCGCUACGCUUCGAGAUUGUCGACAGCAACAGUCCGUACGAGAUCUUUGUGCGGGAGCUGGUGGCGAUGGACGGCGUGGACAGCAAUGAGAUUCUCCUCGUGGACAGCUUAGGAUGCCCCACGGACCGCACCAUCAUGGGACCCCUGCACAAGGUGAACGACGACGGCAAGGUGCUGCACGCGCCUUUCGACGCCUUCAAGUUUCCCACGUCCGAGAUCGUGCAGUUCAAGGCCCUGGUGACGCCCUGCCUCCCGACCUGCGAACCGGCCCACUGCGCAGACAAGGUACAGGGAGCCUACGGACGGGAGGUGGACUCUUUCGGCAAGCGGAGACGACGGUGGACGAAGGAUGCUGCGUCGAGGGCUCGUGGAGACGACGACGAGCUGGUGGUCGUUCAGACCAUCCACAUCACCGACAAGUUUGGUUUCGCUCGGAGCCAGCGGAGGAACGACGACAACAGCAUCGACGGAACCCUGAAACAAGACACGAUGCUCAUGUCGACUGACGGUUCGGGCUGCGUCAACGUCAUCGGCCUCAUCGUCGCCUGCUCGCUGUUCCUGAUGGCUCAAGUUGUCCUCCUCCUGGUCUGGGGAUGCGUCUGGCAACGACGGCGAAAAACCAAACUCGAGGAGAGCGUGACUCCGAGCAUCGACAUCCUUUACUCGUCAUCUAGGCAGCGCAACAGCCUUUACGAAGGUCACACAUCUGAGAAUCCGAACGACGUCGCAGCGUACAACGGUGUUUUCAACCAGGCUCAAGAGCCCAUGCGACGCCAUUUCUGA
Ixodes scapularis (black-legged tick) is the source of this 2100-nucleotide messenger RNA. RefSeq lists its product as uncharacterized. The record is from RefSeq and is a predicted model, not a curated record. The coding region runs from base 1 to 2100 and encodes 699 amino acids. Gene Ontology annotation, molecular function: ATP binding. Lineage: Eukaryota; Metazoa; Arthropoda; Arachnida; Ixodida; Ixodidae. The transcript is spliced from 13 exons.